UUUUUGGAAAGUAUGUGUAUUUUAAUUAUUUGUACGACCAUUUAAUUAUGGUUAUUUAACACUACAAAAACAAAUUCCAUAUAAUGAUGGAAAAAAGUUAUAUUCAUACGUCAACGAAAAAUGAUUUAAAUAUGUCUAAAGAUGUUUCAAAUCCAAAUGAUUUCAAACAAAACCCAAACACUAGUCUACCAACAGAACAAACUCCACAAGAAACAAGCCCAUCAACUAAUACAAUACCGACAACGAAUAACACAAAUAAUUCAAAACCAAUACCAAGCCGCCGGUUAAGUACGAAAUCAUAUACAGAAACACCAGAAAACGUAUGUUUUGUAUGUGGUAACAAAGGACACAGUGAACAGUAUUUAUUAGCCGUAAAACCGUCACAAACUAAUGUAAACGAACCGUAUUUUCCUUUUUUGGAAUCACACGAACCACCCAGUGGAUAUGUUCCAAUUAAAAGUUCAGAGACACCGGAAGAAGGUGAAAAAACUGAAAAUUCCGUGGUUACAAGUUGUAAUUUGUGUUAUUCCUUAUUAAUGCAACAAUGGGAGAAUUACGAACGCGAUGGGAGGCCACAUUGUCAACGAUUAUAUUGGUUAAAACGAGUUGAUAAUGGACCAUAUACAGGUGCUGAAAUGGGAUUGCAAGGUGAAUAUGCUGCACAAGUGCUAGGAUUGAAUAAUGAACAUCCGAUUGGCGCCGUCAAUUCGGCUACGCCAAAAAGCUUACAUUAUCCACCAACGACAACAUAUACGCCGCAAAUUGGAGGAAAUUUUAUGGAAAAACCAUCACCAAUGAUUGUUGAUCGACCACCGUCAUCGACAAGUCUUGUACGACCACCAUCUGCAACUCGGGGUGAUGAAGAAUUGAGAAAAAGUCAAGACUUAUCAAAGAAACCUGUUGCAAAAUCACCAAGACCUUCAUCGCGUCAAAAUCAGGUGAUUGAUCCAGCAGUUAUACCUCAAGUAUAUCCACAGUAUCCACCAGGUUCAACAACAUUCAUCCAAACUCCCCCAACGGUAUUGCCAGCAAUUCCAACACCUUCAUCGACAACAACCGAUACACAAACUGGUGUACUCGAUUUACGUCAUACUCCAACACCGAAAGAACCACCGCCAAGUACUUACGUCACCACAGCUCCACCGACAGACAUUUUAGAUUUAUCAAUGCCGGAUAAAAAUUCAGUUACGGAAGUGUGUUAUGUGUGUGGCGAUGAAUUCAAACGUGGUAGUUUAACUUAUAUUGUUGCUAAACAAUUACCUAAUGCACCUCAUAAUUUAUCCACUCAACCAUUUUUUCCAUCGUUAACAUUGCAUCCGAGACCAGCUCGAUCACGUCCAAUGGAUUCAAUGGGAAGAGUUCAAGCGUGCGCCGCAUGUCAACAGCAUUUAAUCAUGCAAUGGAAUCAUUUUACAUCGCAAGCAAUACCACACGUUGAUCGUAAUUAUACGUUACGAAAACGGUCAGCUCCAGCUUUAGAUACAACGACAUUCAUUUGUUAUACAUGUGCAUUAGAAUAUCCAUCGAGUUCCAUACGUUUACUAUACUGCUGUCCAAAUCCAGAAAAUGAGGCCUAUUUUCCAUUUAUUACUACUUUAAAAGCACCUCCUGGUGCAAGUCCAAUUAGUCCACAAGGUAUGGUGCAAGUAUGUUCGAUAUGCUAUAAAUCCAUACCACAAAAACAUCAAGUGUUCGGAUCUAGUGAUACAUUAGCGAAUAAUCAUAAUUUUUCGAUGAACGAUAUACAACAAUCGCGUAGCGUUAGUCCACAAAAAGAUAUACGUUUUAAACCAUACGAAAUAAAUAACUCAAAAACUGUUAUAAAUAAAAAGAAAAUGGCGGCAAAUGAAUAUCGUUUACAACAACAAGAAAAUAGUCGAACAUCAUCACCAGAAGUAACAAAUAAUCAUCAGAAUGGUACAUCAGUUACAUCGGCAACAAGUGUAUCAGCUCCAACAGCCCCAGCUCCAACAGCAACCCCAACAACUGCCGGUAGCACUCAAAAUGGACAUAAUUAUUUGUGUUACAUCUGUAACGGUUUAUUUCCACGUACACAAAUGGAUUGGCUUUCAACAAGUGCUGAAGGCAUGAACUCACAUGCAAUGCAUUUUCCAUGUUUACGAAAUGUACAACGAAUAUCAGAAAAUGCGUGUAUGGACUCACACGGUCGUGUACUAGCGUGUUCAAAGUGUGUGAAUUAUUUAGCGAAACAAUGGGAGAAUUUAGAAUCAGAACGUGUACCGUUAGAACGACGUCGUUAUGAAUUACCAGCACUAGCUGAUUCUGGUGGUAGUAAUUCGGGUAGUGUAUAUAAUGGUGUAUCAUCAUCGGAACGCGUUAUACCGACACCACCGUCAACAGCUUCGGAACGAACGCUAAGUUCAAAUCCCGGUUGUUCGUCAAUAUAUUGUUUUCUAUGUGGACUUCAUAGUGAUUUAACAUUAGCUAGAGUAUUGUAUAGUCGACCUCAAGGUCGUAAUGCACCAUUCUUUCCUGGCUUGUUGAAGCAUGUUUCACCACCAAAUGCUGAACAGCUACGGGAAGAUGGUUCAGCAUUAGUGUGUACAUUUUGUUAUCAUUCAUUAUUGAGUCAAUGGCGGACGUAUGAGUCUGCAACGGGUACACAGGUGCCACCUGUUAAACGUGAAUAUAAUACCAGGGAUUAUUGUUGUUAUGUCUGUAGUAUAAUUACAUAUCGUAAACGAGUUCGAGCUCUACUUAUCAAGGAUUUUCCAUUUUUACGAGGCCAUCGACAAUCUGAACGGUCUUUAUUAUUAGAAAAUGGUGAUUUUGCAGUCGUAUGUUUAGAUUGUUAUGAAACACUACGUACACAAAGUUUAGAAUAUGAACGUUGGGGCCUUCCAAUUGAUAAACGUCAAUAUAAUUGGAUUACACAACCACCACCACCAGAAAAUAGUCCGGAGGCAACAGUUGGUCGGUUGCCAUCAGGAAUACGUAGUGAUAAAAUGGGUCCACAAACUCCUAUCGUUCGUCCAAUUCGAAAAAAUUCAUCACCUAAACCAGAUAGGAAAAUAAAAAAUGAUCCAUCAGCAAAUGGGAGUCCUGCAAAGUUAACUUCACGACCUCUGUUACCGUCAUCACCAUUGAAUUCGUCACAUAAACAAAAAUCUAGUACUGGCGGUCAUACAAUACCAGGUCCAGGUCCUGGUGGCGCGCAAACAGCUGUCAUUCCACCAGCAUCACCUUUAGGUGCUACAAUACCAUCACCAGUUGGUGUGGCACCUGGUGCGGCACCACCAACUGCUGGUGGAAGUCGAUCUCAAUCAUUUGCUGCUGCCUUACGAUCGUUAGCUCAACAAGCUGGGCCAUCUGCGAACGAACGCGAAUAUACUACCAAAGAAGAAUCACGUAAUAGUGGAGCAUCACCAAUAACUGAAAAUAAACCUAAAUCAAAUGCAGAUUUAUCAUUAUACCCCCCUCCUUCGGGUAGUUCGAGAACAGGAAAUGUUAAUGAACAUGCUGCUCAUCGAACUACAAAUGAAUCGUCGUCAACAGCGGCUCGAUCUGCUGCUACGGAUAUGUCUGCACAUCACAGAUCGUCUACAGGUCCAGGAGGUAAUUCUGCUGCCCCUCCAACAACAUUAAGUAGUUAUUUGCCACCAGGUGUUUCACCAUCUGUUGCUGGGUCUUUGAUUGGAGAUCAAAUACUUCGAAGUGGUUUUCAACCUUAUCGACCCGAAGACAGAUUAACACAUCCUGGGAUACCUGCAACACUUGGAGCACUGGAACCACCGCCAGGAUAUCCUCCAUCACCAUUUUUUGCAUCGAAUUUAGCAGCGUAUCGAUUAGAAGAACAAUUAUAUUUGGAGCGCUGUGGAAUGUUACGACCUCCAUUAUUUCCAGCAAUGCCUCCUGCCUAUCCCUUAUACGCAAUGCUGCCAACACCAUUAGCAAUAAUGCAUGAAAGAAUCAAAUACGAAGAGGAACAACAAAGAGCACGCGAAGAAAGAGAAAAAGAACAUCGUGAAUUAUUACAACAACAACGUGAACGUGAACAAAGAGAGAAAGAACGUCUGGUACGUGAACAACGGGAACGUGAACGUGAGCGAGAACGACAGCGUGAAUUAGAAAGAGAAAAAGAGCGACAAGAGAAAGAACGUCAAGAACGUGAACGACAACGUAUGUUAGAGCGUGAGCGACAAAUUGAACGUGAACGACAAGAGCGUGAUCGUCAACAUCAACUAGAAAAAGAACGACAAUUUCAAUAUGAACGAGAGCGUGAACGAUUGUUAAUGUCACAAUCAUCACGACAUAUUCCAUCACCUUUACAUAGGCAAUCACCAAUGGAUGGACAUGCAGCUGCAGCCGCGAUGCAAUCAGCACACAUGCAACGUCAAUCCCCGUUAAAUCAUAGUAGCCUCCAUCAUCGGCAGUCACCUUUAGGAUCACAUAACAUGCAUCCUUUACAUCAUCGGCAAUCGCCGUUAAGUUCCCCACAUUCAAAUCAAACACAUCCAUACGUUGUACCAUCAAUCGGUGGAUAUCCACCUCCUCCGAUGUUCUUACCACCAGUUCCUGUAUCAACAGCGCAUGCUCUAUUUGGAAAUCCACAUUUAUAUCAUCCAAGUAUGGCUGCACAUAUGUCAAGUUUAGCUGUUGCACAAUCACAGUUACCUCCACCACCGACAAGUGUUGUACCACAACGUGAAUCACCUAGAGAAAAGGAAUCACGUCAAUCACCUAGAAUGUCGACAACAUCAACACCUAAAGACUCGCGUAGCGAAUUAAUGCAAUCGCCAAGAUCGUAUAAUCCACCUGGAGCAUAUUUAAAUUUAUCGCAUCAACCACCACAAAAUGUUAGUAGUGUAGAUGUGGUUAAAAGUAGCAGUUCUCCUAGAGUUACACCUAGUCAUGAAGAUGCUAUGAAAAAAUCAAUGCCGUUACUAAUUGAUGAUUUAUCAACACCAAAACAAAAUGUGGAUGAUAAAAAACUUGAAUUAGAUGAACGAAAUUUAGAUAAUAAAAUUGAUUUAUCAAAUUCAUCUGGUGAUGACCUUAAAUCGAAUUUACCACCGGGACCUCCUGGUAAUGCAAGCGGUAUACAAAGUAUACCGAUUGCUUUGUCAACUGAAACAUCGUCAACGGAAACAACCUAUGUAAAUACAACUCCAGUUUGUACUUCGAUGAUAGAUAAUGUAAAUGGCCCACCAGGUCCACCAGCGCCUUCCGCUACGAAUUCAACCUCUAAAGAUGGUUUGGAACAAUCGAAUGUAGUUGUUGGAAGUGGUGGUGGAUUAAUUCCUACAUCGUCUGAGGCUAAUAAUGAUUCAAAUACUGAACAUUCAAUACAUAUUGAGAAAAAUUCACAAACAGUUUUAGAAGAACAAAAUGCGAAAAAAAUUACCGAAGCUGAUUCAUGACAUUGUAAUACGUGGCAAACAGAUAAAGAAAUGAAGUCGCACAUAACAGAACUAGAGAGUAUAAAACCACAAAUACUGGAUCCACCACCUGUGCAACAUCAAAUACAUCCAUUGUUGGAGGAAUCCGAACAUCUACAAUAUCACCAACUUAUGCCAGUCAUGAAACAACAC
Molecule: messenger RNA, 5552 nt
Organism: Chrysoperla carnea
Lineage: Eukaryota; Metazoa; Arthropoda; Insecta; Neuroptera; Chrysopidae
Gene: px
Exons: 10
Coding region: 84-5381 (1765 amino acids)
Source: RefSeq, a predicted model, not a curated record